AUGGUGAAAAAUCCAGUCGAAACCUACGACCGCAUUAUUUCCUGGCAGCAUCAUGUGUUGCGUAUAUUGGGACUAGAUUGGUACAGCCCCAACCACUCUGUCAGCGGGCUAACUGCGACCAUAAUGUCGAUGGCGCUCUUCUUUCAGUUCGUGUCCUUCUACGACUUGCUGGUGGUAUUUCGGAACGAUCUGUUCGGUAAAGCCUUCGUCAUGUCAACCAUCUGUUUCGGAUUCAUCGGCUGCAUGCGCAUUUUAGUUGGUCUUGCAAAUCGGCACAAGAUCCCAAAACUUUUGCAAAUGGCUCGUGCCACUUAUUCAGUCGGCGGGCGACAACGAGAGACUCGAGUCCUUAAAUGGUACACCGAGGUAUUUCGAAAGGUAGUUUUGCUAUAUUCGGGAACUUUUCUGGUCGGUUGCCUGGCUGCCAUAAUUUUUCCACUGUUGGUGCUGAUGUACAGUGGCCAAAAAAUACUACCGUUCGGAGUGUUCCUUCCGUACGUCGACCCAAAUACUGAUACAGGGUACGAGGUGAACUUUCUCUACCAAGUGAGCAGCAUCCUAUGGGCUCCGCCUGGAUUGACUGCCACGCAAAACAUGUUCUUCUCGCUGAUCAUCAACAUCUGCGUUCAGUACGAUCUGCUGCUGAUCCAGCUAGCCGAUCUAGAUGAGCUGAUUCACAGUAUUUUUGCUAUACUUGGGAAUUUUUCUGGUCGGUUGCCGGCCCGCCAUCAUCUUACAUGCGCCGGACUGAUGACCAUCGACAUGAAGCUUUUCAUGAGCGUGGUCAAGAAAGUUUACUCUCUCUUCAUGAUGCUAGAGAACAUGUAA
Anopheles bellator is the source of this 828-nucleotide messenger RNA. RefSeq lists its product as uncharacterized. Gene Ontology annotation, cellular component: plasma membrane. Gene Ontology annotation, molecular function: olfactory receptor activity; odorant binding. The coding region runs from base 1 to 828 and encodes 275 amino acids. Gene Ontology annotation, biological process: detection of chemical stimulus involved in sensory perception of smell; sensory perception of smell. The transcript has 3 exons. The record is from RefSeq and is a predicted model, not a curated record. Lineage: Eukaryota; Metazoa; Arthropoda; Insecta; Diptera; Culicidae.